This is a messenger RNA of Syzygium oleosum, 683 nucleotides long. Its product is annotated as 60S ribosomal protein L37a. The transcript is spliced from 5 exons. Gene Ontology annotation, molecular function: structural constituent of ribosome. Gene Ontology annotation, cellular component: ribosome. Bases 123 to 401 code for a protein of 92 amino acids. The record is from RefSeq and is a predicted model, not a curated record. Gene Ontology annotation, biological process: translation. NCBI's taxonomy places the organism in Eukaryota, Viridiplantae, Streptophyta, Magnoliopsida, Myrtales, Myrtaceae.
AAGUAUAUAAGCGAAACAGAGCGGUUUUGGCCAAACCCUAACAGUCUGCUCUGCUCUGCUCCGAUUGCCGCCGCCGCCGCCGCCGCCGCCGCUCGUUUGCUGCUCUCUCUCGCACGCCAGCCAUGACCAAAAGAACGAAGAAGGCAGGCAUUGUCGGCAAGUAUGGCACCCGUUAUGGGGCGAGUCUGCGUAAGCAGAUUAAGAAGAUGGAGGUCAGCCAACAUAGCAAAUAUUUCUGCGAGUUUUGCGGGAAGUAUGCUGUCAAGAGGAAGGCUGUAGGAAUCUGGGGAUGCAAGGACUGUGGUAAAAUCAAGGCAGGCGGAGCUUACACCUUGAACACUGCUAGUGCCGUGACGGUAAGGAGUACAAUACGGAGGCUGAGGGAGCAAACUGAAAGUUGAAUGGGCCAUUCACCACUUCAAACCAUUCUUGUUAGCAGCUUAUAGCUUAGAUAACAAACAGUAUUUUCUUUGAAAGCAUCCUCUACUUCGGUUGUUGUUUCGCUUUCGUUCCCCCUUUUUAAUUGAAGAGCAUGUGCCAGGAUCAUAACUAGAUAGAGCAAUUGUUCUAUCUCCUGUCAUUUGUCUAAUCGGCGUAAUGUCGGCAUUUUUGGAGUCUAUUAUUGAGACAGAUCGAACUUGUUGUCAAUCUAAAAAUUCUAUUGGAAACUUUCGAUUUCUUCA